This is a messenger RNA of Schistocerca cancellata (South American locust), 1496 nucleotides long. RefSeq names its product tubulin beta chain-like. Gene Ontology annotation, molecular function: structural constituent of cytoskeleton; GTP binding; GTPase activity. The transcript has 9 exons. Gene Ontology annotation, biological process: microtubule cytoskeleton organization; mitotic cell cycle. The record is from RefSeq and is a predicted model, not a curated record. Gene Ontology annotation, cellular component: cytoplasm; microtubule. NCBI's taxonomy places the organism in Eukaryota, Metazoa, Arthropoda, Insecta, Orthoptera, Acrididae. The coding region runs from base 69 to 1490 and encodes 473 amino acids.
AGUUGGUUUCCGGCAUCGCCUCAAUAGGAACUAAACCUGGAAGUGUUUGUUUACGCUGCCAAAUAAGUAUGCGGGAAAUUCUGCACAUACAGUGUGGUCAGUGUGGAAAUCAAAUUGGCAGCAAGUUCUGGGAAACGAUAUCUGAAGAGCAUGGCAUAGACUCCAAUGGUGUCUACGUCGGUAACUCCGACCUGCAGCUGGAGCGCAUCACUGUUUACUACAAUGAGGCCUCAGCUGGGAGCCAAUCGUGCAGCAGCAGGUACGUGCCGAGAGCCAUUAUGCUGGACCUGGAGCCUGGUACAAUGGAAGCGGUACGCUGCGGGCCCUACGGACAGCUCUUCCGGCCUGACAACUUUGUGUACGGUCAUGGCGGCGCCGGCAAUAACUGGGCCAAAGGCCACUACACCGACGGCGCCGACCGCGUGGACUCGGUACUCGACGUGGUGCGUAAGGAGGCAGAGAGCUGUGACUGCAUCCAGGGAUUCCAGCUGACUCACUCCUUGGGAGGUGGCACGGGGUCCGGCAUGGGAACACUUCUCAUCUCGAAGAUCAGGGAAGAAUAUCCAGACCGCAUCAUAAAAACAUACUCGGUGCUGCCGUCGCCAAAGGUGUCGGACACGGUGGUGGAACCGUACAACGCUACAUUAUCAGUCAAUAGGCUGGUGGAGAUUACAGACCAGACUUAUUGCAUAGACAAUGAGGCACUGUACAACAUAUGCUUCCAGACGCUGAAGGUGCCUAAUCCCAGCUAUAGCGACCUCAACCACCUCGUCUCACUCACAAUGUCAGGAGUCACAACGUGUCUCAGGUUCCCUGGGCAGCUGAAUGCGGACCUGCGUAAGCUUGCUGUGAACAUGGUUCCUUUCCCGCGUCUGCACUUCUUCAUGCCGGGCUUCGCUCCGCUUACAUCACGCGGUUCACAGCAAUACCGCGCGCUCACCGUGGCGGAGCUCACACAGCAAAUGUUUGACGCCAAGAACAUGAUGGCCGCCUGUGAUCCAAAGCACGGGCGAUACCUCACCGUUGCCGCGAUCUUCCGCGGCCGCAUGUCCGUGAAGGAGGUGGACGAGCAGAUUCUGAGCAUGCAGAACAAGAACAGCAACUACUUCGCUGAGUGGAUCCCUAACAACGUGAAGACGGCCGUGUGCGACAUUCCGCCCAAGGGCCUCAGCAUGUCCUCUACGUUCAUCGGCAAUACAACGGCCAUACAGGAAUUGUUUCGGCGUAUUUCAGAGCAGUUCGCUUCCAUGUUGCGACGCAAGGCUUUCUUGCAUUGGUACAUAGGCGAAGGCAUGGAUGAGAUGGAAUUUGCAGAGGCAGCCUCCAACGUCGACGACUUGAUCAGCGAGUACCAGCAGUACCAGGAGGCGACUGCAGAAGACGACGACGACCAGGGCGAUGACCAGGACGACGAAGUAGAAGAGGCUGCCGAGGAUAAGGUGGCGGAUGUCUCCGCGUACAGCCUGGAAGACACACGGGUUGUGGGCUAGUCAUAC